Messenger RNA from Neocloeon triangulifer, 1125 nucleotides. Its product is annotated as lipase member H-like. The transcript has 7 exons. NCBI's taxonomy places the organism in Eukaryota, Metazoa, Arthropoda, Insecta, Ephemeroptera, Baetidae. Bases 84 to 1034 code for a protein of 316 amino acids. Gene Ontology annotation, molecular function: lipase activity. Gene Ontology annotation, biological process: lipid metabolic process. The record is from RefSeq and is a predicted model, not a curated record.
ACACGCACUGACCAUUGAUGAAGAGAGAGAGGAGCAUUAGUUUCGAACUAGUCGCUCGGAACGAUCCUCCACGGACCUAGCAAAUGGCAGCGUUCCAAUCGUUUGCGGUGUGUCUGCUACUGGUGCUCUUUUCCAGAGCUCGAGCGUCGGAAUCGCCACAUCCGGAAGAGCAACCGGAAGUGCACAAUGUCACCGAUCCGUACUCGCAAAUCACCUUCUAUUUGUUUACCAGGUUCAACCCCUCGGUGGCUAAUCAAAUUUACGUUGGAGACCUAAACGGUGCCAACUUCGACCCUGCAAAAUCGACCAAAUUUUUGGUCCACGGCUUUGCGGCGCAAGCCUUUAAUUCGUGGCCGCUUGACAUGAAAGACGCCUUUCUCGCCUUGGAGGAUUGCAACGUGAUCACCGUGGACUGGGCCGGAUUGGCCGCCGCCCCGGACUACGUGGCCGCCCGGGCGAACGCUCGACCCACCGGCGAGUACCUGGCCGAGAUGUACUUCUUUUUGGAGGGCCUGGGUUUGAGCUUCGACUCGAUGCACUGCGUCGGCAAGAGCUUGGGAUGCCACGUGUGCGGAUUCAGCGGCAAAGCUGUUCUUAACGAGACCCUAAAUUUAAUUGGCCGCAUUUCCGGUAUGGAUCCCGCACUGCCUCUGUUUGAUAUCGACCGUCCGGAGAACCGACUGUCCAUCGAGGACGCCGCCCUGGUCGACAUCAUGCACACCUGCGGUGGAGUCCUCGGGUUCGAGAAACCCCUCGGCCACAUCGAUUUCUUCCCCAACGGGGGCGUGCCCGUGCAGCCCGGAUGCAGCCCUGACAUAACCGGAAAUUGCAGCCACAGCCGGGCGGAAUCUUUCUACAUCGAGUCGAUCCCGCUGAAUAAUUUCCGAGCCGUGCAGUGCGAGAGUUGGGAGCUCUACUUGACGGGCGCCUGUGUCGAUAAUCCGUUCACUUUUAUGGGCUACUUGUUUGAUUUCAGCUUGACCGGCAACUUCUUCCUCGAGACUGCCAGCGAGGCUCCGUUUGCUCUCGGGUGAAAAUUGGAAAGAAAUCAGCCGAAUCGACAACAAAGAUUGAUGAUAUAAUUUGAAAAGUGAUAUAAAUUAAUAAACAAAUUUUUUAAUGAAA